AUGAAACAGAAACUGAGCUGUUGCUGGCAGGUGGCAGCUGCUGUCCUCAAGUCCUGUCUAGCCAACCUGCAAAUCACAUCUCAGAAUGUAAAAGAAAGUAUGAAACUAGCGAUGAAGCAACCGAAAGAUGUGGAUGACACACUGGCAAGGGUGAAAGAUGAAAAGUGUCCUGUUCAAAAUGCAGUGCAAGCCAAGACGAGUGGCUUCUUUAAGCAAAAACCCAACAAGAUUCUCUUCCCAAACUCAAAGCUUUUCAAGCGGUGAGGUAGGGACCUUUCUGAGGCUGAGCAGAAAGAGGUUGAGGACCUCUUCCACAAGUUUGGCUACAACGUUUACCGCAGUGACCAGAUGCCCCUCGAUCGAACCAUGCCAGACACGCGAGAUCCCAGGUGUUUAAGGCUUACAUUUCCUUGUUUAUCUUCUGCUUAUGAUAAUUAUAACAACAAGAACAGCUAUGACCAAUUGGGUUUAAUUGGGUUUAAAUGGUGCCACUAUGAUUCACUGCCAAAGGCCUGGAUUGAUCUGCAUGAUGUCACAGCUCCUGUGAAGAGUCCUUCCAUCGUGGGCAUCCUGGCUGCCAACAGGCUCUUCUUGGGAGAGAUUGGAUCUCUGGAUGGUGGGAUGCUGACCUAUGGAGGGGAGAACGUGGAACUUAGACUGAGGGUGUGGCAAUGCAGUGGGAGAGUCAAGGUCUUGCCUUGCUCCCGGGUUGCCCACCUGGAGAGACACCACAAGCCCUACUCCUUGGACCUGAGUAUUCCCUUGAAGCAAAAUGCCCUGAGGGUGGCUGAAAUCUGGAUGGAUGAGUACAAAGACAUGGUCUACAAGGCCUGGAACACACCUCUCCAGAACUCCGGAAUCGAUUUUGGAGACGUUUCUUCCAGAAUGGCACUCCAGAAGAAACUGAAAUGCAAAACUUUUGACUGGUAUCUGAAAAAUGUUUAUCCAGUCCUGAAGCCAAUCCACAGCACUGCGGGCUAUGGAAGAAUGAAAAACCCAUUGGAUGAAAGUGUCUGCCUGGACCAGGGAGCUAUUCCAGGCAAGCCAAUCAUGUAUUACUGCCAUCAGUACAGUUCCCAGAAUGUCUACUACCAUCUAACUGGGGAAGUCUAUGUGGGACCACUGAUUGCUGAGACAGACAUUGAUGACUGCUGUCUGACACACGCUGGCAAAGGGGAGAAACCUACUUUAGAGCCAUGUUCCAAGGCAGUCAAAAAUAGAAUGCACAUACACUGGGAUUUUAAACCGGGAAGAGCCGUCCUAAACAGAACCACCAAACGAUGUGUGGAGACAAAGAGGGACACUUCAGGUGGCUACACGUUUGUUCUCCAGACCUGCACCACACAAGUGUGGACACUUCAGUACACUGUCGGAAACUGGGGGGUCAAACCAAUGCCCAGUGACCCUCAGAGAGCCUGGGUCAAAGACCUGGGUCCUAGUCGUGGUGCCACCAUUAACGAGCUGCGGGACCUGCAGCCGGCUCAACUGGUGACACACGUCCUCCUGGGCAUCACCUCCAAGAAUCAGGUCUUGGGCCAGCGGGAAGGGGUGCCUAGAGCCCACUCCUGCCUCUGCCGUGGGAAGGGCCUGGUGGGUGACACCUGGGUUGAGAUCAUCACCAUCACCAUCAUCAUCGUCAUCAUCAUCAAAAACUUUGGCUAA
Balaenoptera acutorostrata (minke whale) is the source of this 1662-nucleotide messenger RNA. RefSeq names its product polypeptide N-acetylgalactosaminyltransferase 8 (gene GALNT8). Lineage: Eukaryota; Metazoa; Chordata; Mammalia; Artiodactyla; Balaenopteridae. Gene Ontology annotation, cellular component: Golgi apparatus. The record is from RefSeq and is a predicted model, not a curated record.